AUGUCAAUUUCAUCCAGCUUCCAUUAUAUCAGUUCCCUACCGGCCGUGAAUACCACCGGUACUACUGACCACUGCGAGGAGGUUGUAGAAUACUUUUCGAAGCUAGAACACGCAAGCGACUUACAGGGAAGUGAAAGCACUGGCAUGGAAUUCGCGCAAGACUGUGACAACCAUUCAUCGGCUCAGAUACCGUCACAAAUGAAGAAUGAUAAUAAUACUGGACACAAAGAGACUUUCGAUUCUUCUUCAAAAGUCGAACCACAUAUAUCUCCAAAGUCCAAGCAUUCUUUUUACAUUCACGGUGACGUGCCUCAUGACUAUGGCAAGCUCAACCAACAUGCGUACCCUGGGUUCCCACAAAGUCUAGAAUCUCCUUCGCAUAAAAAUUUACACACUUCCUUGCCUAUCCGCUCUUUUCAAAACGAUGUGGCAAGUAGUGCCUCAAUCCCUCCAGCCUUUCGGUCUCACGAUUUUGAAGACGGUGCAAAUCCAAUAUCGAAAUUCUAA
Messenger RNA from Botrytis porri, 507 nucleotides. RefSeq lists its product as uncharacterized. The record is from RefSeq and is a predicted model, not a curated record. NCBI's taxonomy places the organism in Eukaryota, Fungi, Ascomycota, Leotiomycetes, Helotiales, Sclerotiniaceae. The transcript has a single exon. The coding region runs from base 1 to 507 and encodes 168 amino acids.